AUGUAUAUACAAUAUAGAUUAUUCAGUGAGAGGAGUCUUUGGAGAUUUCUGGAAAUUAAUAAGAAUGAUAAUUACAUUUUGGUUAGUGAUUUAAAGAAUAUUUUAUGCAAACAGAGUAAUAUAAAUUAUAACAAUAAGAUAGAUAUUUGUUUUUCUAUUUAUAAAGAGGGAGACAGUUUUGAGGAGGACGAUAGUAAUAAUAAUAAUAAUAAUAAUAUCAAUAAAAAUAUUGGGAAUGAAAAAGAUAAUUUGAGUGAUCAAGGAAAUAAAAAUAAUUUAUUAUAUUACAAUAAAUCAGGCUAUGAGAAUAUAAAUAAUAAUAUUAAUGAUAAUAUUUAUAAUAAUAAAGAAAAUAAUAUUAAUUUUUUAAACAAUGAUGAUAAGAUUUAUAAUGGCACAAAGAUAUUAAUUCAUAGACAAGUUAAAAAAAAGAGUAAUAUUACAGAUGUUAUUACACAUAAAGCUAAAAAGGAAAUAAUUAUAAAUACUGAAGAAAAACAGAAAAUAAACAUUCCACAAGAAUUUUUAUGUAAAUUAUGUAAUUAUCUUUUAUUAGAAUCUUAUAUAAUCGUUUGUAAUAAUAACUGUGGUUAUUCUGUAUGUAGAAGUUGUUUAUUAUUUUAUAUUUUAAAUUGUUUUAUUAAAGAAAAUGAGAAAAAAAUGAACUAUAUAGAUAUGAAUAUGUUGAAUACUGAUAAUAUAAUAAAAUGUCCUAUAUGCCAAGGUAUAUUAAAAUAUGGUAUCUUAAAUAAAAAAAUGGAGUUAACCAUAAAAAAGUUUGUAGAAGAAAGAAAAGAUAUUCAUUCUUAUAAUUUAUCUAUCGAAGAAAGAAAUAAUAGAUAUUUAAAAAUUCUUGAUAGAUUAAAUAUAGAAAAUAUUGAAGAUUUAUGUAUUGAUAGAAAAAAUAAAAAAAAUUUAUUCGAUAAUCAUAUAUUUAAACAUGUCGAAAAAAAAUAUAUUCAUUCACAUAUAACUCAGGAUAACAAAAAUAUCCUUGACAAGAAUGAAGAACUAAAAAUAAUAAAUCACUUUUUAUAUCUUAUGGAUAAUUAUAAGUUAAAUUGUAUUAAAGAAUAUGGCAUGUUAUAUGUAGAUUUUAAUAAUUAUCUCUUUGAUUCUAUACAAAAGAUUAAGGUGAAGAGUAUUUACGAGCAACAAAUAAAUGAGAAUAAAGACAAUACUAGUGUUAAUAUAAAUAUUGACGAUGGUUGUGAUAAAAAUAUGAAUUUAUCUUUAAGAAAGGAUAAUAUGACUGAGCACGUUGAUAAAUCUUCGAAUAAUAUAGAUGAUGUUUUAGGUGUUGAGCAUAUAAAGAGGGAAUUAAUUCAGGACCGCGUGAUGAAGGUAAAGACUGAGGAAUAUGGAGAGUCAAAUGUGAAGGGAGCUACAAAUGAUCCUUUUAAUUGUCUUAAUAUGUUGAAAAAUAUGUCUAGUUAUCUUACUGGUAUGAUUGGAGAUGAUAAAUGUGAUGAUAAAGGUGAUGAUAAAGGUGAUGAUAAAGGUGAUAAUAAAUGUGAUAAUAAAUAUGAUAAUAAAGGUGAUAAUAUGUUAAGGAUCAAAAAGGAGGAACGUAAAGAUAUGAAUAAUAUAAAUAAUGUGAAUAAUAUAAAUGAUGAUAAUAAUGAUAUUGAUAAGGAGAAUGAUUGUGUUGAUGAUUUUAAAGAAGAUAUGUAUAACCAAACAAAGACCUAUAUCAUACCUAUUUCUUUUGUAGGAGGAGAAACCUCUUAUAGUCUGAUAGGUAUAUAUGCAGUUAAAGAUUUAUAUAUGAGGAUUGAUGGUAAGAAAAAUGAAGGUUCAUCUAAUAAUUUGACAUCUACAAGUAGUUCAUUGUUUAAUAAAGGUAAUAAUAACAACGUGGAUGAUUCAUUUGUUGAAUCAUUUUUAAAGAAAUGGUUUCAUUAUGAGAAUCAGCAUGAGAAGAAGGUUGGUAAUAUAUUUGAAAAGCUAAAGAGUGGUAAUAUUUAUAAUCUGGAAUGUAUUAAUAAAUAUGAGAAGACUUGUUUUUUUCCAGCUAGGAAACAACCUAUAUAUACAAUAAUAAAUACUAAAAGACAAAAAACGAAAAAGAAAACAAAUAUAGAAAUUAGUUUGGAUUUCAAAAAAUUUAAAGAUAUUGUAUUAAGUGUUGAUAAUUAUAUUAAAUAUGGAAGUAGACCAACAAAUUAUGAACCUAGAAAAGAAAAGAUACAAGGAACAAAUAUAAAUUUAUCAAAUAACAACAACAAUAAUAAUAAUAAUAAUAAUAAUAUGGAGAUGAAUGAAAAUGACAAUGAAGGAAAAGAACAAGAAAUAAAUAAUAGAGAUAAUAUAUUUAAUGAAGAGAAAGAUACAUUACAUAAUAUAGUAGAUCUACAUAAUGAACAGGAUGAUAUAUUAACAAGUUCAAUAAAUUUGCAACAUGAAUUUAAAGAUAUAUAUCAAACCUUAUAUGAUACAAGUAUAAUACCUAUUUCUAUAAAUAACAAUUUUAAUGUUAAUAAUCCAUAUGCAAAUUAUUGUGCCCUACUUCCAUUUCUAACAAAAAAGGAUUUUUAUUUAUUUAGGAAAUUACAACGUAUAUAUAAAGAAAAAUAUUUAAAAAAACUGUACAAACAUGUUAAACAAAAUAAUCUAAAUAUGAAUAUUUUUUUUAAUGCAGUCAACGCUUUGUAUUUUGCUACAAUUAGAAAGGAUUAA
Messenger RNA from Plasmodium adleri (nom. inval.), 2679 nucleotides. Its product is annotated as conserved Plasmodium protein, unknown function. The record is from RefSeq and is a predicted model, not a curated record. Lineage: Eukaryota; Apicomplexa; Aconoidasida; Haemosporida; Plasmodiidae. Bases 1 to 2679 code for a protein of 892 amino acids. The transcript has a single exon.